UAGUUUCAAAUUUAGAUAUAGAAGCUUUAAGUAGGGCCAUUAGUGCACUUACGGAAGAAGAAGAAGAGACGUCUCCUCAGGCAUCAGUUUCUCAAACAGAAUAUAGACAAAAAAAUAUAUUACUUACGCCAGAACUAGAAGCCAGAUACCAUGAGGUUGUACAAAUCCUGAUUGGUCUUGAUGAUUCAUUGCAGCUGGAUUAUACCAAAAAUGGUCUAAAAUUAGAAAAUUGGAUUGUCAAUCUUGAUCCAAACAAGAAGGAUUGUGAAACUAUAAUGAAUGAGAGAAAAUAUCACAGUGAUGAAGUCUUUGAAACUGAUGAGAAGCUUACCAAAAAGGAGAUUAAAGAUCAUGUUCGGCCUAAAGCCAAAAAUCAUCAGAUAGACAUGUUCUUCAUGUUUACGAUAAACCUUGGAGAAUUACUUCAUUUGUCUGAUAAAGUUGGUGAAAAUAUAAGUCAUAUUGAUAAAUCCAAAUCUUCAGAAAAUGCUACAGAAUUGACUAUUUCACAGUUAUACCAUUCUGACCAUUCAGAUGAUGAUAACGAAACAGACAGUAAUGAUCAAUAA
This is a messenger RNA of Funneliformis geosporum, 569 nucleotides long. Lineage: Eukaryota; Fungi; Glomeromycota; Glomeromycetes; Glomerales; Glomeraceae. The record is from the annotation of a GenBank genome assembly.